Molecule: messenger RNA, 4449 nt
Organism: Bombyx mori (domestic silkworm)
Lineage: Eukaryota; Metazoa; Arthropoda; Insecta; Lepidoptera; Bombycidae
Product: zinc finger protein 431
Exons: 9
Coding region: 153-1964 (603 amino acids)
Biological process (GO): regulation of transcription by RNA polymerase II
Cellular component (GO): nucleus
Molecular function (GO): RNA polymerase II cis-regulatory region sequence-specific DNA binding; DNA-binding transcription factor activity, RNA polymerase II-specific; zinc ion binding
Source: RefSeq, a predicted model, not a curated record
UCUGUGAAUGGAUAGUGAGGCGAAAAUAAAAUGGUGCAGUGCUCUGGUUCUGGACUCUGGAUGCCGCGUUUUUAGUGAUUUCCUUUGACUGCUGCAAUUGUGUCACUAUCUCAGAUUUAUUGUCGAUAUUGUCAGCACUAAGUUCAUUGAAAAUGGAAACAAAUUCAAAUCCCAUAGUUGAUAUGCAAUCUUGUCGAAUAUGUCUCACUAAUAGUAAGACUUUAUGUCCAUUAUUUAGGUACAAAUUGUCUGGAAACUACGCAGAAAUGCUGACAGCAAUUGCCGAUGUAAAAGUCUCUUGUAAUGAUGGACUACCUGAAAGGAUAUGCCUUAAGUGUUGCACGACUUUGGAAAAGGCGUACUUGCUCAAGACAGUUGCUGAGAGGUCUGACAGAAAACUUAGAAAACUUUUAGCUAAAUCCAAAGGCAAUGUACUAACAAAGAAGAUAGCUUUUGACUCAUUUACUGACAUCAAAAGUGAAAUUGGGACUAUAAGUGUUAAAUCAGAACCCAAAUGGGAUUUAGAAUUGAGUCUUGACAGUGAGAAUAAAAUGCCUGUGGAAACAGUUGAUGGAAAAGAUAUUGUAAUUGCUAAUACUGUAAUAAGAAAGGUUGAUUCUACUAUGGAUGCACCAAAGGUUGAAGUUAUUGGUGAAGGCGAUGCUGCUCAGAUCACUUGGAAUAAAAGGGAACCAUCAGAGGAUUCUGAUGACGACUAUGUGGAUGCUGCUGUCCGAGAUGAUGAUGACGAUGACGAUUACGUCCCACCAGUGGAAAAUAAAAAAAUAAAAUUCAAGAAACCAAAACUGUCUGAAAUAAAGGUUUUCAAGGAGAAACCCAUUGUACGUAAAAUCAAAGUGAUCAAAAGGUACCGAUCAGAUGACAAUGGUUCGAAUUUAUCUAAUUUCAACACAAAAACAACUUCGAUUACAUGCUAUCCCAUUUUAAAGAAUGGCACAAGAGGAUCACCUAUCAUCUUGAAACGCCCUAAAGAUUCAACAUUACUAAAGGUGCACUCAUCAUAUAAGCCUAGAACACAAUCUACAGUUGAUGGACCAAAGGCUAUGCAUAGAGAAAAACCUAUACGCAUGGUAAAAACUGCAACUCCAAAACAGAAGGAAAAACUUGUUUGUCCUGUUUGUGGUAUACUAACAUUUACUUUGGGUAACCAUAUGUCAACUCACCAAGAAAAAAAGCGAUUUGCAUGCCCUCAAUGUCCUAGGACAUUUGCUCAAAAGACAAAUCUUCAGACUCACGUUAAACAGCAUACUGGUAUAAAGGAUCACAUUUGCGAGGUGUGUGGGGCUGGUUUCUACAGUCAGAAAUCAUUAGUCAGACACAAUUUAAUUCACAGAGGAGAAAGACCGUUCUCAUGUAAUUUGUGCAGCAAACGAUUCAUUGCUCGUUGCGAUCUGAAUCGUCAUCUGCGAAUUCACUCCGGUUACAAACCGUUCAAGUGUAACACGUGCACGAUGUCGUUCAAUGCGAAACAUCAGUUACAGAAUCACGAGAGGAUGCACACUGGGGAGCGUCCGUACACUUGUCAGGUGCGUUCACUUUAUAUAUAUAUAUCGUUUUGUGCGUUACAGAUGCAAAGUCUGCGCCGACACAUGCGCAUUCACACAGGGGACAAGCCCUUCAAAUGUGAUAUCUGCAAUAAAAGCUUUAUACAGAACCACCAUCUGCAAAAUCAUAUGCUUACUCACACCGGAGAUAAGCCGUACUCGUGCGAGGUAUGCAACGUUGCCUUCAGCUACAAAGUGAACCUGAACAAUCACGUUUUCAAAGCGCACGGCAUAAAUUUGAAGUUCAAAUCUAUUCACACGGUCACGGAAGAUAUUCUUCGUAGAGAGAUGGGAUUGGAGAACGAAGCGAAUCUUACCAUAGCGCACAUAAUACCGCAAGUGGGAGAAGUGCCGGCCGCAGCCGCACACGAAACCGUUAAUCAUACGUCUGAAUAUUGAUUUUGUGUUUAUAUUCAUUCUCGUUACGUCACUACGGACUACUACAUGGUUAUUGGAUUAUACAGGGCGGGAACGACGGUAUCUUUUUUUUUAAAGGGAUUUUAUGACCUGGUAACUAAGACCUUUAGGUCAAAAUGACGGUAUCGCUUUAAAUCGAACGACCUCAAUGUUGUAAUGUUUCAAGGCCGCACACAAAAUACCAUACGAAUAGCCUAGACCAGCGGCUCUCAACAUUAAAGGUUAAUAAUAAACAGCAUCGCAAUCAAAUUAUUUUAGACAAAUCCGAAACACCCCUACUUACUUAUAUACAAGAAUAUUGAUAGUUCAAGUGAAGGCACCAUUCUUAAAUUAUACAUCACUAGCUGACCCGGCAGACUUCGUAGUACCUCAAUCGAUAAAAUUAAAUAAACGACCUAAGCUUUUGUAUAAAAUAAACUUAAAACAAACAAAAAGAAUCCGUCCGACUGGGGACACAUCAAAGGAAAAAUAAAAUUGUUUGUUUUUGUAUAAUUCCGAGCAUUUUUAUAUUUAUUCACCUUUUAAACCUUCUCUGGACUUCCACGAAUAAUUCAAGACCAAAAUUAACCAAAUCGGUCCAGCUUUUCUCGAGUUUUAGCGAGACUAACGAACAGCAAUUCAUUUAUAUAUAUAUAUAAAUGAAUUGCUGAAUAUAUAUAUAUAUAUAUAUAUAUAUAGAUUAAUAAUAUAUUAAACGUAGUUAUGCUAGUCUCACGGUGGAUGACGGCAUUGUCGUUAUUGAUUUAUGUAUAAGGCCUCCGGUGACCACUUAACACCGGGUCUCCAGUAAGCUAGUCCACUCCGUUAAGCAAUAACAAAGGUUCCCAGAGAAGCAAAUCUUCCCGGUCGUCUUAGCUAAAAUUAUCGUAUUGUAAAUCUCGGUCAUGGGCUUACGACACAAUGUGUUGUGACACGAUGGUUGAGAACCACUGGUUUAGGCAAAGGGUUUUAUAUUAGAUUUUAUGUUUUUAAUCAUGCUGUAGGCUUUAGACAAGACCGGUGACCCAUUUCUAAGAAUAUUUCAAAUAUUCAAAACAUUGUCAAUGCAAUUUUGUUACGAUAAUUAUUAAAAGAUAAUUUUAUGUCACUCUUUUAUUCGUUAAGUGGUGUUCAACUUUGGUUAAAAAUGUUACAUUUUUAAGCAAAAACCAUUUUUUUUAUUGCUUAGAUGGGUGAACGAGCUCACAGCCCACCUGGUAUUAAGUGGUUACUGGAGCCCAUAUAACGGCUACCCCACCCUUCAAACCGAAACGCAUUACUGCUUCACGGCAGAAAUAGGCAGGGUGGUGGUACCUACCCGUGCGGACUCAGGUUUUUAUUUUAUUGCUAGCCACCUAUACCGUCCUACCACCAGUAAGCGGUAUCGAACAUAGAACAGAAGAUAUUGCUGAAUCGCGCUAAUGACAUUUUCAAAAUACAUUCACAUACAAGUUCCGAACAAAUAACAUUUUGAUUGUAGGUCGGUGAAAGAUUUUGUUUUUAUUUAUUUAUUUAUGUACACACAGAAAACAAGACACAGUACAGAGUAAUAGGAAAAUUAUGUACAAAGGCACUGCUUAUUUCUUUGAGAAAUCUCUUCCAGCAGACCUGCGAGAGGAAAAUGAGAAUAAUAAUAAAAAGUGAUAAGUGUGUGUAGAACAAAUAACACAUAACUAAAAUAACAAAUACAACAUUUUAUAGUAUUCCUCCCAAAUAAUAAUUUUUUUUUUUUUAAAUAUCAGUGAUUUCAUUAUUUUGUAUUAGUUAUAAGAGUAGGAAAGGCAGAAUUAAUUUUAUUCUGUCCCGUAAUUCUCACCCUGUAUAAAGCCAUUAGUCGUAUUGUUUACCGAGACUUAUUUUUAAAAACAAGAUUUGAAUUUUCGUAUGUACAGAUUUAUAGCUGACACGAUCGUUUUUCGUUAGAUACGAACUUAAAUUCAUCGGCAAAGCUGAUAAAUAGUUUAAUCACGCCAUUGAUGACGGUAUUGUAACCAAGAAUACAAUGUUACACUCGCAACGUGAUUCUAUGUUUCUUUAUCUAUGAACUUUUAUUAUUUUCUUCAUUUUAACUAUACUUUUAAAAUACGUUAUAACAAUAAACUAUUUUGUGGGUCUGGUAUAGAGUCCGAAGUCUUGUUUCGCUCUUGGGGAAUGAGAUUGCGCCAUCAGCACCAUCUGGUGUGCAAUUAAGACUUUAUGUGCAACAUUGAAUCAAACAAAUAUUAGUGUCAUAGUGAUCUUAUAGGAAGGAAUAUUUUAUUUUCAAGAUAUUUUUGUAUUUUUUUCUGUCCCCCAAAUGUAUCAUAUUCGUGACAUGAUAGCCAACUUUUAUUCAUGUUUUUGGUGAAACAGCAGUGCAGUUUUAUUACAUAUUACUGUUUAUUUGUUGAUUAUAGUUUGUUACUAUAAAAAAUCUGUAAAGAUUAAAAUGUAAAGCAAUAACAGUGGAUUUGAAGUUUUAUAAAAUAAAAAUAAUAAGACAUUUAAA